Messenger RNA from Prorocentrum cordatum, 825 nucleotides. NCBI's taxonomy places the organism in Eukaryota, Dinophyceae, Prorocentrales, Prorocentraceae. The record is from the annotation of a GenBank genome assembly.
CCAAGAUGAGGGAGGAGGGAGGGGGGAGGAGGGAGAAAACGCGAGGGAGGGAAGGGCGAGGCCGCCCGAGGGCCCCCGGGGAGGCUGCUGGGGAGGCCGAGCCCCGAGCUUCGAUCCUUGCGCCUCGGGCCUCGCGGGGCGAAGGGCCGAGAGCGGGGCCGCAGCCAUCGCGCUUCCACGGGCAGCGCCGAACACCGUAAGGCACGAAGGAGCAGUUCUGGUCGCGGCAAAGGUGGUCCCCAUUUCGACCUCCCUGGCCGUGCCAGGAGCGCCCGAGCGCGCCGAGAGCAGGGGACGCGCAGCAGGCGAGGCGGCGGGCGAGCGGUGAGCGGCGGCGGGCAGGAGCGCACGGCCCGACGAGCGGGCAGCCCCGCGGAGGCGCGGGGAGCACGGGCGCGCUGCCGACGGCGAAGGCGAGGCACCGCAGCGGGGCUCCAGGCCGAGAAGCCCCCCCGUGGGAGCGACGAGCUCUGCGCGCCGCUUCUGCAGCUUGGCCUCGCCAGCAACACGGGUGGCCGUUCGGGCGCUCCCCGCGCUGGGCCCAUGCUAGGCGGCCCCCCAGGGAGGCGCGCAGCCAGGGGGGUGCCGAGCUGCCGAAGACGAGCGAGGAGGGAGAAAGGGCAACCCUCUCCCCAGGAGGGGGGGGGUGAGAGGGGGGAGGGGGUUGGCUGGACUGGCUGUAGCAGCGCACGGCAAAAACACACGUAUUAAAAAACGAGCUCGUCCAACUUUGUUGGGGAGCCAAGGGGCGCAAGUCCCGCACGGAUCCGCCGAUGCCAGCCUCUCGCGGCCAGCGGGGGUGGGAUGUCUAGCCGCUGCUCGUCC